AUCCAGAGCACAGACAUGGAACAAUACAUGGCACCACCAGAACUUGUCAGCAGAGGUGUUUCAGUUCCAAGAGCUUCAGCUUCAGACAUCAACGUAAACGCUCUCUACAAAAUGCCCGGGAUCUUUUUUUCUCAUCCUAAUGCUCUAAAAGAAGUUACCAACAAACCCGACGAAGUUAUGGCUCAGAAAAAGAAAAAUUUUGCCGUGCCGUGGAAAAACUACUUGAAAUCUAUGCUGCCCCAUCUGGAGACAAUUAAAUCAUCGUCUUCAUCAUCAUCAUCAGACACAGAGAAAAAUAAGCUUACCCCCAAUGAGAUUAUUCAGUGGACGAUGUCUCUGGAAAAACUCCUCGUAAGCGAAGAAGGACAGGCGGUCUUCAGAGCGUUUUUGAAGUCUGAGUUCAGUGAGGAAAACAUUGAGUUUUGGCUGGCCUGUGAGGACUACAAGGCAACCAACGAUUCAGAGGAAUUACGCUGCAAAGCUAACGUCAUAUAUCAAGAAUUCAUACAACCCAAUGCAAACAAACAAAUUAAUAUUGACUUCUCUACCAGAAAUUCAGUUACUAAAGAUCUCCUUGAACCCACAAAAGCAACAUUUAAUGGCGCCCAGAAGAUGAUAUUCAUUCUCAUGGAAAGAGACUCAUACCCAAGAUUUCUAAAAUCAGAAAUAUUUUUCAGACUUGCAGAAAGGCACCAUGGAAAUAAUAUGAGAGGAUAAAAAGGCAAUAUGAGCACAAACACACACACAUAAAUAUAUAUAUACAGUAUAUAUAUGACUUCCCAUGAGGCAAUUCUUUGAAGGAUAACCUUCAGGAGAACCAAAGGCCUUCUCAAGUGGUACUGGUACGAAGAGGAGGAGCAAAACCUGCUGUCCUGAGAGCUGGCGCUAGGACCAUGAAGACAGUUGUAUGGAAAGAGAAGAUAAGGCUUGUAUACCUAUAAGUUCCUGCUAGAAGAACAGAGAAGAUGGUUUUAUAGAGAAGUAUCACAAGGAUGUUUCCGUUGUCAAGCACAAAACAGGAACAAACAUUUUAUUUAUAAAUUUACUUAAAAAAAAGCAAAGAGAUUCUUCAUUCUAAACAAACAAAUUUCACAUUGACACCAUGCAUUCUGGAAUGUAAGAUUUGCUACUGUGAAUGUGUAAAAUAAUGUUUUCUGGUAUGGCAGACAAUUGUCCAGUCUACUUGGUAUCUGAUGAAUUUAUAUUUCCCUUUUAUGUUUCAUCCUAUUAUUUGUAAAAAUGUAUAUGUAUCUUAUUUUAAAAAGAGGCUCUUUUUCCAAUAUUUUAUAUAUUUAUUCAUAUUUUUUUGCACGUCCCCUAUUUAUGUUUCCACCAAAAAGCUGCCUGACAUUUUUAUAAGAUAGAACAAUAAAAUGAUACAUUUUUUUAAA
Molecule: messenger RNA, 1391 nt
Organism: Xenopus laevis (African clawed frog)
Lineage: Eukaryota; Metazoa; Chordata; Amphibia; Anura; Pipidae
Gene: rgs1.L
Product: regulator of G-protein signaling 1 L homeolog
Exons: 6
Coding region: 16-717 (233 amino acids)
Cellular component (GO): cytosol; plasma membrane
Source: RefSeq, a predicted model, not a curated record